Trichoderma gamsii is the source of this 1659-nucleotide messenger RNA. RefSeq lists its product as hypothetical. The record is from RefSeq and is a predicted model, not a curated record. The coding region runs from base 1 to 1659 and encodes 552 amino acids. Lineage: Eukaryota; Fungi; Ascomycota; Sordariomycetes; Hypocreales; Hypocreaceae. The transcript has a single exon.
AUGUCACAAGCUGCCUGGCAAGAUAUUGCUCACCGAAAGCGCGCUGAACGAGACUCCAAAAUACCUGCUGAAUGGCGAAUAUCUCUUACGUCUGAGAUCGGCAGACCGAUAGACUAUCUUGCUCGAUGCGGAAUCCUCACAGAACGUGAUCUGGCCCUCACUGAUCCGACUCAUGAUGCUACCGACUUGCUCUCCCAACUAUACUCUGGAAAAGUUACUGUUGAAGAUGUCGUUCGGGCAUUCUGCAAAAGAGCUGCCGUCGCCCAGCAACUGACGAAUUGUCUCACGGAAAUCAUGUUUUCAGAAGCCAUCGAUCGAGCAAAAUGGCUGGAUGCCGAGUACGAAAAACGGGGAAAGCAGCCUGUUGGGCCUCUCCAUGGCCUGCCAAUCAGCGUAAAAGAUAUGUUUCACAUCAAGGGCUACGACAGUUCCAUCGGUACGGCAAGCCUGUGUUUCCGACCGGCUAGAACGACAAGCCAGGCAGUACAGAUUCUUCUCGACGCUGGCUGCGUCAUCAUCGCCAAAACAACCGUUCCACAGACUGUGCUUACUGCAGACACGGACUCGAUUGUAUUUGGACGCACCAUCAAUCCAUACAAUGCUGAACUUACGGCUGGAGGAUCUUCUGGUGGCGAAGGUGCGUUGAUCGCUAUGGGGGGCUCUGCUCUCGGGCUGGGAUCGGAUGGAGGCGGAAGCAUUCGGAUACCGGCCGCCAUGUGCGGCGUUGUUGGAUACAAACCCAGUGCUUACCGGGUACCGAUUGACGGUCAGAGAAUCAUUGGAAAAGGCAUCUUUGGCAUAACUUCUCUUGUUUCGCCCAUGGUGAGUGGCUUCCUGGCGAGAUCGGUGAGAGACACAAGAUUAGCGGCCAAGGUGAUGUCGGACGCAAAACCAUGGGAUGGCAGCCCCUUUAUAUAUCCACAUCCAUGGGUGGGACUUUCGUGUCCCAGCAAGCCCCGAAUCGGCGUGUGGCUCAAGGCAGACGAUUUGCAUUUUCAUCCGCCGGUUGCAAGGGGCCUACGUCUCGCUUGCGAUAGACUCAAAAGAGCCGGUUAUGAAAUAGUCGAGCUCUCUCCGCCGCCAUUUCAGAAAGCAUCGCGGUUAGCACAACAGCUAGCCGAAGUAUUGGAUCUAUCUUAUAUGCGCAAACUUUUGGAAUCGGAGCCACACACUGAGAUUGUUAAAGCAACGGGGUUGAUCACCCCAAAAUCGGCACCGCCGGAGUUCUCCAUCGAGUAUCUACAUGAGAUGAACUAUCAAGUCGCCCGCCUAGCAAUGCAAAUGAAGAGAAUGUGGAAUGUCGAUGGCGGUAAACAACUAGACGCUAUUUUAUUUGUCACUGCGCCUCACACAGCGCUGCCCUUUGACAAGUUUAUCUGGCUUGGUCUGACGAGUAUUUUCAACAUGCUCGAUUGGUCAAGCAUUUCGAUACCCUUAAAUGAAGUGGUUGACAAGAAGGUUGAUACUGCGGUUGUACCACCUAAAAAUUACCUCAGUGAGCUAGAUGCCUCGAUUCAAAAGCUUUACGACGCUGAAAAGUUCCACGGUUUGCCGCUGGCAGUGCAGCUGAUUGGGCAGAGAUUUGAGGAUGAGAAGCUUUUGGCUGUGGCGGAGGAAAUUGCUCCGAUUUUGGCUAGCAGAGGGCAGUCCAGAUUAUAA